Molecule: messenger RNA, 744 nt
Organism: Mytilus trossulus (common blue mussel)
Lineage: Eukaryota; Metazoa; Mollusca; Bivalvia; Mytilida; Mytilidae
Exons: 1
Coding region: 103-483 (126 amino acids)
Source: RefSeq, a predicted model, not a curated record
CAUCGUGUAUAUAAAUCAUAAUUACCAGUAUACGCAAUAUUAAUCUUCAGUAGAUUUUGAAACAAGUAUUACUUAUGAUUUGUUUUAUGGAAUAUUUACAAAAUGCCAUUUUACAGUCUCAAGCCAUCGAACGUUUUAUACUCUCAAGAUUCUAUUGCAAGCAAAUUCAGAAGCGGCCGCCUGAUAGGAGAAAUUCGGGAUGACAUUUUAGAUGGGAUUAUAUCUGUCAAAGACUUACCAAGGAUCAAGGUUAAACUAAUUGACGGUAAAUACGUUUCCGCUGAUAAUAGACGUUUAUGGGUUCUGAAGGAGUUAGAGAGGUUAGGUCAUCAUGAACAUAUUGAAGUUAUUAUAACAACUAAAAAAAUGGACACGAAGAAAUCUGAAAGGACAGAUCAAAUAAAAAUUCGUGGUGGUGGACCUGGUGGAAGGUCAACAGAUAUUAAAAAAUAUGAUUGUAAAGUAAUGAUCAGUGAAGAAUAGACAUAUGAAAAGUAAAGAAACAAUUAUUAAAUAAAGUGACGUUCAUAGAGAUUGCCGAAAGUAGAUACAGUUGUUGUUGAACUGAAAAAGACUAAUUAGUAGGAGUUGGAAACGAUAUUGGGAAACGAAAUGUAAGCAGUGUUCUUUGUGUGUAUUCCUUUGUGACAAUUGAGAAAUUUAUUAAAAGUGGUGAAAGUUAGAUUGUAUAUGCACAAUAUGUAUUCAUUAAUAAUGUCAGUUUUAUUAAAAAAUUUCAUUCAA